GCGGAGCUGAGAAGAGCAGUCGGGCGGGCGCGAGCCGCGAGCAAACGAGGAGGGAGAUCGCGACGACGGUUGCCCUGCGAGUGCUGUUGCAGUUGUGAAGGGUGCGGAUGCGCGACGAGGGGCGAUGAGCGGGCGACGGCCCUUCGAGGAGCCCUCCUAGCACCGCCAUGUCGCAGAGAGACCUGUCCGAGAAUGAGUUGGAGGCGCCGUCGGAGCUGCCGGCCGCCAACCGGCUGCUGUUCUUGGAGAAGGUGCGCCAGUCGAACGCCGCUUGCCAGGCCGGCGACUUCGGCACCGCAGUCUCCCUCUACACCGAGGCUCUGCUCAUUUCCCCGGGACACCCUGUCCUCUUGUCCAACAGAUCCGCGGCCAGGAUCAAACUGGGUGACUUUCAGUCUGCCCUUCAAGAUGCGUUGGCUGCCAGGGAAACAGAGCCGCGUUGGCCCAAGGCCUACUACCGACAAGGGGUGGCCCUGCAAUGCCUCGGCAGACACGGCGACGCACUGGCCGCCUUCAGCUCAGGCUUGGCCCAAGAUCCGAAAUCGACGCAGCUCAUCAGCGCUUUGGUCGAGGCCGCCAUGAAGUCCCCAUUGCGUUCCACCCUUGAUCCGACUUUCCGCCAACUGAAAGCAAUGAAGUUGGACUCGUCUCCUUUCGUCAUCAUUUCUGUGGUUGGCCAGGAACUUUUGGCCGUCGGACUCUACGCACCGGCAGUGGUCGUGCUCGAGGCGGCCCUCAGAAUCGGCACCUGCAGUCUCAAACUUCGGGGCUCGGUUUUCUCAGCUUUGUCCUCAGCGUACUGGGCGUUGAACUCUCUCGACAAAGCAAUUAGUUACAUGCAACAAGACCUCGCUGUGGCCAAGAGCCUCGGAGACAUUGCUGGCGAGUGCAGAGCCCACGGAAAUCUUGGCUCGGCCUACUUCAGCAAGGGCAGCUUCAAAGAGGCGCUGACCUCGCACAGAUACCAGUUGGUGCUUGCCAUGAAGUGCAGGGACACACAGGCCGCCGCGGCCGCUCUCACUAGUCUGGGCCAUGUGUACACGGCCAUUGGCGACUACCCAAACGCGUUGGCCUCUCACAAACAGUGCGUGCAACUGGUCAAGCAGAUGGGCGACACUCUGCAAGAAGCGCGAGAGAUUGGAAACGUUGGAGCCGUUUAUUUGGCCAUGGGAGACUUUGACAGUGCUGUUGACUGCCACACGCAGCAUUUAAGGUUGGCCAAACAGCUUGGAAACAGAGUGGAAGAGGCCAGGGCGUACAGCAACUUGGGCUCGAGUCACCACUUUCGACGCAACUUCGAACGAGCUCUCGCCUUCCACGAACACGUCCUCCGCAUUGCUCUGAAGCUGAAAGACCGUUCGGUGGAAGCCAGGGCGUAUGCAGGACUGGGCCACGCAGCCAGGUGCAUGGGCGAUUACACGCAGGCCAGGAGGUGGCACGAGAGGCAACUCGACUCUGCCUUGGCCACCAGAGACAGGGUCGCCGAAGGGAGAGCCUGUUCCAAUUUGGGCAUUGUUUAUCAACUGCUAGGAGACCACGAUGCUGCCCUCAAACUGCAUCAGGCGCAUUUGGCCAUUGCAAGAGCCCUUGGAGACAGAGCGGGGAUGGGUCGAGCGUAUGGAAACAUGGGCAAUGCCCACAGUGCAAUGGGCUACUACGAACAAGCAAUAAAAUUGCACAAACAGGAGUUGACCAUCAGCAAAGAGGUCAACGACAGGUCUUCGGAAGCGUCGACGCAUGGCAACCUGGCUGUGGCUUACCAAGCUUUGGGCAUGCAUGAAAAAGCUUUAAUGCACUACAGAGCGCACCUGAACAUUGCCAGAGAACUGAAGGACGCCGCUGGUGAGGCAUGUGCGCUGCUCAAUCUGGGAAACUGCCACAGCUCUAGAGCAGAAUUCUCUCUCGCAGUGCCUUUUUAUGAAAACUAUUUAAUGCUUAGUCAGGAAAUGCAUGAUGUUGAAGGCGAAGGCAAAGCUUGCCACCUCCUAGGCUAUGCUCAUUACUGCCUAGGAAACUACAAGGAGGCGGUGAGGUACUACGACCAAGACUUGGCCCUAGCCAAAGAUUUGCAGGACAGAAAUUCGAUGGCCAGGGCUUACUGCAAUCUUGGUUUGGCCCAUUUGGCUCUCGGUGCCCACGCCACAGCUCUGGAGUGCCAAAAGUACUUCCUUGCCAUCUCUCACAUGACCAAAAACGCACCUGGGAAAUUUCGCGCUCUCGGGAAUAUGGGAGAUGUUCUUGGAAGGUCGGGAAACAUGGAGGAGGCGGUCAGAAUGUACGCCCGGCAACUUGCUCUUGCCAGAAAUAUUGGCGAUCGAUCUUUGGAAGCCGCCGCGUAUGGUGCUUUGGGCAGAGCAAACAGAACGUUGGGCUUUUUCGACAAAGCACUCGGUUUCCACACUCAGGAAUUAACGCUCAGACAGGAAAUGAGUGACGUCCGCGGUGAGUGCAGAGCUCACGGCCAGCUCGGAGCUGUGCAUAUGUCCCUUGGAAAUUACACACAUGCAACAAAGUGUUAUUCCGAACAACUCGAGAGAGCCAGAGAGGUUGGAGAAGCGUCUUUGGAAGCUCAAGCCUAUGGAAAUUUGGGCAUUGCAAGACUGAACAUGGGGCAUUAUGAAGACGCCAUCGGCUAUUUGGAGCAGCAGCUGGCCACUUUAGAGCCCCUUUGUACGCCAACUUCUCUUCUUGAUAAGGGCCGAGCACUAGGAAAUCUCGGAGACUGUUACGAAGCUCUCGGAGAUUGGGAGGAGGCGAUUCGAUGCCAUGAACAACACUUGACUCUGGCCAACCAACUGCACAGCCCCAGAGAUCAGGAGCGAGCUUAUCGAGGCUUAGGAAAUGCACACAGAAGCUUAGGAAACCUGCAGCAAUCCUUGGUCUGCUUUGAAAAGCGCCUCGUCGUUGCUCACGAGCUUGGAAAUCCAGACGCAAAAAUGGCUGCUUAUGGAGAUCUAGGGCAAGUGCAUGCUGCCAUCGGACAGUUUGAGCCUGCUGUGAGUUGUCUGCAGCAUCAACUAUCGAUAGCUAGGGAGCUUGGCGACAAAGCUGCUGAAGGCGAAGCUGCCAGUGGACUUGGAACUGUCCUUCAAAAAACAGGAGACCUUGAAGGCGCCUUGAGACAUCACACUCUGCACCUGGCCCUUGCAGAGGAACUUGAAUUAAGCUCGGCGCAGGCCAAGGCGCACGGAAAUCUGGGUAUCACACAAGAGGCCCUGGGAAACAUGAUGGAGGCGCAGCAGUGUUACGAAAAGCAACUAGAACUAUCAGUGCACACCAAUGACCAAAUUCAACAGACCGCCUCUUACAGUUCACUUGGUCGAGUGCAGCACGCCCUUGGAGAUUCCGGAGCAGCUGCCAAUACGUUAGCCAGAGCUCUAUCCCUGGCUCAACUUCUGGGCCGCAGGGAGGAGGAAGCCAAAGCUCGUCACAGGCUAGGCCUUGCACUAUGGGCCCAGGGUGACAUUUCUGCAGCUGCGUCACAAUUGGAGCGUUCGUCGGCAAUGCUCGAGACUCUUCGCAAAGAGGCCAAAGACCCCGACGGACGACUAGCCUUGUUUGAUUUGCAGACAGCGUGUUAUCAAGCCUUGCUGAAAGUGUUGGUUUCUCUUGGCCGCUCUUCAGAAGCCCUUUUGGCUGCUGAAAGGGCCAGAUCAAGAGCCCUGAAUGAUCUUAUUGAGCAGAGAAGAGGAAUGACUGUUGGACAAAGAAGUUCAGCGUCUUCCGAGGUGACCCCAGCAUCACUCCAUUCCCUACUUUCGAUUGUUGACCACCAAAAAGCCGCUGUCCUUUACUACAGCAUUUCUGCUGGAUGUCUCCUGAGCUGGUGUCUUGUACCUGGCAAAGGAGUUGUAAGGUUCAGCGAGCAGAACUUGGACAAAGAUGACGAGGGUUCAAUUUUAGAGAGCUACAUUCAAGCUGUGAGAGAAACUUUAGGAGUUGAACUGGCAACAACUAGCAUGUCCAAAGGGCUGAAGGGCAUGAUGGCCUUGUCGUUGAAUGACGGAGGCUCCCAGACUGGCAGUUCUGAAACUGAAAUGACUGAGUUGUGGAGUCAGCACCUGGAGCAGCUGGGUGAAAGGCUCAACCACGACGGAGAUCGCACUGGCUUUUUGAGGAUGGUUAACAGAAAUCAUGCGUUUAACUGCUCCAACUACAGUUUAAGCAGCUUAUUCAGCGUGGCUAGUGGGCCUUCAACGUCAACCCCAAGCCGAGCAGGCUCGCAGAGGUCGAGGCGCGCACCAUGGCAGGGACCGGCCUGUAUUUCUGCUCUUUACCACAUGCUGAUCGCACCUUUUGAUGAAAUUCUUAUUCAAAAUGGAAGCCGAGAUCUAAUUUUGGUGCUUGACGGCGAUUUAAUAUUGGUUCCAUUCCCUGUCCUGCGUUCAUCCGGCACAUCUGAUUACCUUUGUGAGAGAUACAGCAUGCUGGUGGUUCCUUCAUUGAACUCUCUGUCUGGAAUGACCUCAAAUGCUCAGCAGCAAGCUCGACUUCAGAGAAGAGCCAACAAAACUUUGACUGAACUUGGCGCUCUUGUGGUCGGAAACCCAAAACUCCCUGCCAGUAUCACAGAGCAAUGGGGCUGGAAUAAUUUGCCUCUUGCCGAACAAGAAGCGCUCAUGGUCAGUGAGCUGUUGCAAACGUCGUCUGCUCCUGCUCUUUCCCCAUCAGGACCUACCCUUCUUGUCGGAAGAAAUGCUUCAAAGCAAGCAGUGCUCUCAAGACUGACCACAGCAGACUGCAUUCACUUUUCAACCCAUGUGUCUUGGCAACUUUCUGCAAUUGUUUUGGCACCUCCAUCUCCAACAACAAUUCAGGUGGAAAUGUCAUUGAACUCGCAAAAAAGAAUUGCUUCUCCCGAAGAAAUGGAUCCCGAAGAAGAAGGUUCAGAGCCAAGCUCGGAGCCUGCGUCCUUGUCAGAGUUCCUUCUUACUGCUGCUGACCUGGUUUCUCUGCGCCUUAGAGCAAGACUAGUUGUCUUGAGUUCAUGCCACACCAGAGAGCAACAAACCUGGGCUUCAGCAGAUGGAGUUGUCGGACUCACCAGAGCCCUGCUUGCCUCUGGAGUCCAAUGUGUUUUGCUUGCUCUGUGGCCCGUGCCAGACACGGCUGCAAAAAUUCUUUUGAGAGCAUUUUACUCAGCUCUCCUUCAGGGCGCAAGAGUGAGUCGAGCCCUUGCAGAGGCGAUGACGACCGUUCAGCAUACAAAGCACUUUGCUCACCCAGCGAACUGGGCUGGAUUUGUACUCGUUGGAGCUGAUGUGCGCAUCUGCUGCAAAGGAGCCUUAGUUGGUCAAGCGCUAGGACAAGUUUUGGCUCGUCCUGAUGAAUGCCGAGAUGCGUUGAGGGUUUCACUUCACCUGAUUGAAAAGUCUCUGCAAAGGAUUCAGAGAGGACAGAAAAACGCCAUGUACACUACUCAAAAAUCAAUCGAAAACAAGGUUGGGGAUAUUCCUGGAUGGAGAGAACUUUUGGUGGCUGUUGGCUUUAGAUUUGAACCCGCUGCCCAUGGAAUUCCGGCUUCCGUUUUCUUCCCUCAAAAUGAUCCUGGGGAGCGUCUGUCGAAAGUCAGUUCAUCUCUACAGGCUCUAUUAGGAUUGUCAGCAACAAGUCUGCACGCCUUAUCUCGUCUGCUGAGUAACAGUGAAGCAGCUCGAGAGUUGAGUGCGGUACUUCGAAGAAUCCAAACUUCUGCCAAUCCUGCAUCUGAACUUGAGGGAUCUUCCUCAAGCUCGUCGGCUUCUCAAACUGGCUCAGUUAGCGGAUUCUCGACUUCCAGCACAGUUGAAGCAGCACUUACUGUAAAACUAUGGCGAGAGCCUGGUGUCCACGAACUUCUAGCUUCAUUAGGACUUGAUUUGAUGGAAGUUGGCCAGAAUGAGGUGACUCUCAGAACUGGAAAGCAGGCGUCACGAAGAAAUAUUCAGUUUGCACUUACAGCCGUCAACACACUAUUUGAAUCUGACGAAUCUCCAAGAAGUGCCAGCCCAGACUGGUCAUCUGUUAGUGACGAAGAGGGAGAAAUUGAAGAGUCAGACAACUUGGAGCUGAGCCAUCCACUUGUUCCUGCGCCAGGCCCAUUGGUUCCCCAAAGCUCAACCCCUCUUGCUCCUCCACUUCUUUUGGGCAGAAGAGGGGCAUUCACUAGUUACGUUAGAAGGCGAGGAGAACCUGACGGGCGGACGGCUGUUGAAACCGGAGUGACACAUUCAAGGGCCAGUGGAGGCAGAGAAAGCGACGCUGCUUUCACUCCUAGUCCGGUAGAGCCGCCAGCUCUGGCCCUCUCCUUACUGCAUCAGACCAAAAUCAAAAACCUGUACACCCCAACCUCAAGUACCUCAACCACAGGACGCAGAAGGCCAGAUUCGUCGAGCAGUGCCAGCAGCUCGGCCACAACUGCAACUACUACAGACUGGGAGGGAGCUGCAACUUUGACAAUGGUGAGGCGCCACGCGCCUUUGCCAAAGGCCUCUGCUCCUCCACUUCCUCCUACUAAUGCCCCUGCCUUACCACCUCCGAGACACGGCUCGCACAGUUCGGAUUCAUCGGACAUUACGGCGCCGCCACCUCAGAGAACCACCAGACUCUCCAUUGCUCCCGAGACUCACUGCAUUCAGGACCAUAUAAUUGCCACCCAGCUGAGGCGCUUGCAGCACCAACUUGCCCCCAUCUCUGACGUUUACCAUGAGAGGAGACUCGGCCUUGGUUUGGCACCUACAUUGAGUUCCUUGCUGAUGGAGCAGGCUGCGGAGCAACAAACUCCCUCAGUGGUUGAGAGCUCAAGUUCCACAUCAGGCCGAGACCAGGGUGACGGAGGCCUGUGCUCAUUGCUUGAAGAACUGGCUGCCGAGAACACGGAUUCGUCCAGUACAAGUGGAACCAGCAGUAAAUUGCUUCUGAGCUCGAGAGCAUUGCUCUUGCAAAGCAAAGGUGACCUUGUUUAACCUGAACUUCGAUGACACCGAAAGUUGAAACUCCUGAGAAGCCCAACAAUACAAGGUAAAUUAAUUGCCACCCCGAACAUGUGAUAUAUAAAGUCAUCAAGAGCUCAUUUGAUUUUUGCUGACAACGCCAUCACGCUACAUCUCAACGCGUUUUAAGGACAAUAUAUUUUAUUUUGCAUGAAUAUAUAUAAAAAUAAAGUGAAAGAAAGAAAAAAUAUAAAGCCUAAACAAUGAACGUACAA
This is a messenger RNA of Neocloeon triangulifer, 7186 nucleotides long. Its product is annotated as tetratricopeptide repeat protein 28. The record is from RefSeq and is a predicted model, not a curated record. Gene Ontology annotation, molecular function: identical protein binding. The coding region runs from base 168 to 6944 and encodes 2258 amino acids. The transcript is spliced from 30 exons. Lineage: Eukaryota; Metazoa; Arthropoda; Insecta; Ephemeroptera; Baetidae.